AUGACACGAACGUUAUUCACAGAAGAAGAGGUGCGACUGGCAACAGAGCGGCGCCUGAAAUAUAUUGGAGCCGCCAAGGUCAGCAUCAGUCAAAUUCAAUUCGAUCCUCCUUUGCCCCGAGAUCUCGAUACCAAGAAUGUGGCUCGACUCCGUAGCGUGUUUCGUAAGAACCGUUGUCGCCGCCUGGAUGUUGACAAUCAUAUCCCUGCGAUCUUAUCACGGCUUGAUCUCGCCAAUGCCCUGCGAAAAGCGAACAUUCCACAGCAGUCGCUGCUGACGAAUGACGCUCAUCAAUUACCCCGACUUGGAUUCAUGGCCGGGCAACUUCAAGGUCUCCAUGGCCGUCAUCGCGUACGAGCAGGGUCCGAGAUACUCUCUCCGGCUGAUCGCUGGUGGACGGUAGAUCUUUACUUAGACGAUAUCGGCGAAGAACUGAGAACCUUUUUGGUGGAGGAAUAUGCCAACCAGAAGAAGCCGACUGACGGAGACAUUUACCGCAAGAUCCGACAAUACGAGGGCGAGUAUGACGAAGCUUUCAGGGAGCGAUGGUUUGUACGUCUAUCGCAGAGCAAUCAAGAACGGUUGGACCAAUUGGAUAAUAAGAGAAACCGCCGCUUGCGGCGCGCCUUUGAUAGGCUACUGGCUAUUCCUGGGCUUUGGCCAGGAAUGAGGAUCAGUGUGCUUCACCGGCUGAUAGCCUCGGGCUGUGUGGAAGAAAUAAUCACUUAUCUUGAUCAUAUCUGGGAGUUCUGGUCCUCCUUGGUCGCCUCGGAUAGUGCUGCAAUGAAAAAGAUCAACCAGGAUACCGUCGAAUCCCUGCAGCUGCUAGCACCAGGGAAAUGCCGCAAGGACGCCAAAACAGCCUGUGGGCUAGUUCUGAGUGGGCAAGCGUUCGCUAGGUUCAGUGACGAAGAACGCAAAAUCAUAUGGGACCAGAUGCAAGACUUCGACAGCCUGAUACCAUCCCUGUACACCUUCUUCGAGGACUUUAAAUACCUGGAAAGCUGCGCUCAUUGUGUGAAGCGACUUUACGGCCCAUCGACCGGCUCGGUCUGGGAGACCAUGAGUUCGAUGUUUGCUGCAUCAUCAGAAGAAGAGGAAGAAGUUCUCAGAACAGCGGAAUGUAUGAUUCAGACCUCCGAGUCUACUUUUCGACGACAGCCGGCAACCGAUAUGGGACGUCUCGAGACGGCGUAUUUGCAGGUGUGGCUGUACUCAAUGAGGCACUAUCCUCUGAUGCCCCCGGACCCCAAGAAUGAUGACGAACUGUUGGCCAAACCAGCUCGUGCCAAACCGGAUGAGAGAACAAUUUUUGAGAUGGCCGAACUCGCUCGUCAGCUGGGGUUCGCGUCGCCAGAAAUCAGUGCGUUAAUUGACAGUUCUCCGGAUCAUCAAAUCGCACGAUCGGCUCUACUGAAGGCCAGGAAACCAGGCCGGUAUCGAUACGACCGUCAGCAGUUUGAUAUUUUGGUCAACCAGAUUGUGAAUCUUUUCGCAGAGGCUGUUCCUGAUCAGCCCGAUCUCUCGCCAGAUCUUCUGGCAGAUAGCGCUGUGAAGCUACAGGUUCGCUCCGGGGUGCCACAAACACGGACACAUAACCAAGACAGCCCGUUACUAUUUUUAGACCGAUUGUAUGCUGAUAUUCCGGUUGCGGACACGAUUACUAGCUUUUUUGUUCGUCGUUGUGUCUACUUUGCGUUCUUCGGAAAGUCUGCAAAGUAUGGCCCUAGCCACAUCAGCGACAGGCAAAACGCCGAUGCGGAUCAAGGCAUGGCCGACGUACCUCGGUCGCCAUUGUUUGUCGGAGAGGAAAGUCCGUCUGGUAUUGAUGCAUCCGCAGUUCACACAAACUCAACCAGCGAGCCUUCUCGCCGUGAACAAGAGUCACAAGCACAGAGGGUCGAACGGGAUAAAGCACGACCGAGUAUGAGACAUCAGCAGGUGCUGAGGGCCGAAAGAGAGCGCGAUGUCUUAAGGCGGAGACGGAGACGGAAAGGUCAGAUACGCAAACUUGCUUCGGACCCUGGGAAUACCAGGGACCAAGAGCCCAUGGAGCCGGAAGUACUCAACACGGAGAUGAGGGAUCAGGAAAUGUCAGAUCAAACCGGUCCAUCCAAUGAAGACCAUGCCCCCGGGGAAAUGCAGAGCACAUCAGCACCGGUGGAUGCAGCGUCGGUCAGCAUGUAUUCCUCCCAUGGCUCUUCUGCCCCGGAAGUUGAGGAUGCGAUGAGUGAUUGCACGAGGGUCUCCAUCGAAGCGAUCCAGCUUGAGCAGGAGAUGGAUGAGCGAGCAAUGAUCGAGGGGCAAGAUCGAGAUGAAGCUCUCGAGGAUCAAAACCAAACCGAUCAUGCAGCACUGCGAGUGUCUUCAAGGUCCGAGGUAGGCAAUCUGUCGAAUAUUAGCGGCCUUCACAGACAGCAAGAACUGGAUGACUUUCUUGCCGGCCUGACAAAGGCCCAGGAAGAGCAGGAGCGAGUGGAAGAGGAGAUGGAGCGUGAACGACUUCAUGAAGAACUUGGCCUGUCCCAGCAAGCGCGAACGCGCGAGGAAGAGUCUCAACCUGAAGACAGGCAGAUUCCACCACCGCUGGGUUCUAAUGACCAGCAGACGGAAUCAGCGUCGCAGAACGCCACGCUGAUUCAACAGGAUAUUGUCACGACUAGUCCGAGUGAGACUUCCUCAGCAGGUGAGCAUGCGUCUCCAGUAACGACGAAGGGGCCGCCACGACCACAAGACCCGGUCGAGAUUCAGUUCUGGGUCCUUGAGCGAGAGCAGUGGAAGAAGUCAGACCAUCUCUUCGUCGACCGGUCGGAUCCUUCACCGGUAGAGCGAGUUGCGCAAAAGUAUACAUGGAAGGAUUACUCACUCUAUGAUUUAAACCUACACAGCCUCAGCCCUGCGAACUGUUACCGCGCCGCAAUCGCGGACGGCAAUAACGCCAUAUUCUUGAUUUCCGAGGAGGAGGAAAAAAGGCUUGCGGCUGAAGGCCGACUCGUCAAGGACAAGCAACUUUUAUCAAUGGCUUCUCGAGUUUUGGAUCGGGCAGAAGAGGAUCAAAAUGCACGUCCUGGUUCUAUGCGGCGAUUAUGA
Penicillium atrosanguineum is the source of this 3090-nucleotide messenger RNA. Its product is annotated as DUF3723 domain-containing protein. The record is from RefSeq and is a predicted model, not a curated record. Lineage: Eukaryota; Fungi; Ascomycota; Eurotiomycetes; Eurotiales; Aspergillaceae. The transcript has 3 exons. Bases 1 to 3090 code for a protein of 1029 amino acids.